This is a messenger RNA of Gossypium arboreum, 3913 nucleotides long. RefSeq names its product mitogen-activated protein kinase kinase kinase 5. NCBI's taxonomy places the organism in Eukaryota, Viridiplantae, Streptophyta, Magnoliopsida, Malvales, Malvaceae. The transcript is spliced from 11 exons. Gene Ontology annotation, molecular function: ATP binding; protein kinase activity. The coding region runs from base 248 to 2383 and encodes 711 amino acids. Gene Ontology annotation, biological process: protein phosphorylation. The record is from RefSeq and is a predicted model, not a curated record.
GAAGAGGCGCUUGACUUUUUUGACCUAUAUUAAAGCAAAACCAAAAAGCUUCUGUUGUAAAGCGUGUUGUUUUUCAGACACAACCUAAGAAACUGAUUUCCCGACAUCCAGAACGUCGUUCAAAUCCAAUUUUUUUUCUUCCUUUUUUUUUUUUUAUAAAACAUAUCUUUUUCGGAUUUUCCUUCGAAUUUUUUCUUUUGUUUUUUGGGAAAUUUUGAUUUCUUUGUUUUUAGAAUGAUUUCAAGCCAUGCGGUGGCUUCAGAAUAUUCCGUUUUAUUAUUCUUCGUCGUCGUCUUCGUCUUCCACGAUCGCCGCAUCGUCUGAAGCUUCCUCCGGUAAGCAUUUUCAAGAUAAUCAUAAUUACCAUAAGCGUACUCACAAGCAACAUCACAGUUACUUGGGAUUUCGCAUUGCGGGAUCUAAGCUGACGAAGCAAAAGGAGGUGACGCGUCUCAGCGACCGAGAGUUGUUGGCGGCUCCGCUGUCCCCCAGUAACGAUACUCCAUUGUCGUCUUCAGCUCCUACUUCGAGGACAACAUCGUCGUCGUUGGCGGUGCCGUUGCCGCUUCCGCUUCCAGUUCCAGAAGGAGACGGCGAGCAACGGUUGCCGUCGCCGAGUGAGGUUGGACACGGUAGAGGUUUAGAGGAUAAAGAUAGAGAAAAAGCAGAUGGAACUCCUUCCCAUUCAAGUAUGUUUGUGUCUCGUGAACCGAGGAAGACAGCAGAGCAUUGGGACAUAAGAUCAUCCUCUAAGGUAUUGCAGCAAGAAGUGAAUCGUGGGGACAGUUGUCAGGAUGAGUUUAGGGUGAAUGCUCCUGUUAGGAGUGCCCCUGCGAGUCCGUUCAGUAGUCCGGCUCUUUUUAGCCCACACAGAAAGAGUACCAGUGAGAUGUUUCCGCACUACAUGGUUCCUACUGGUAAACAAGUUUGGUCUGCACCAGAGAUGCCAACGUUUGAUGUUCCAGGGCUUCCUCCCCCAGCAUUCUAUGAUUGCAGCAUAUUAAGCCCCGAUUGCACUCCGCUUCACAGUCCGCCAAAUAGAAGUCCUCGUCGGAACUUUAGAAGCCAAAGUGGACCUCCUUCACCAAUACAUCAGGAGAUGUCCCGUGAGUUCUCAUCAUCCCGACCUGAAAGUAAUUGCCCUAUGAGUGUCCAUCCGUUGCCUCUUCCUCCAGGAGCAGCCAUGGCUUCGUCAUCAGCUUCCGUUCCCCAAGUUACAACUAAACCAGAGCCGUUGCCAAUGAAUUGUCAAUGGCAAAAAGGCAAGCUUAUCGGGCGUGGUACAUUUGGAAGUGUUUAUGUUGCCAGUAACAGAGAAACGGGAGCUUUAUGUGCAAUGAAGGAAGUUGAGAUAUUUCCUGAUGACCCGAAAUCUGCAGAGUGUAUAAAGCAAUUAGAACAGGAGAUUAAGGUUCUUAGCCAGCUUAAGCACCAAAAUAUAGUUCAGUAUUAUGGUAGUGAAAUAGUUGAAGACAAGUUCUACAUAUAUCUAGAGUAUGUUCAUCCUGGUUCAAUUAAUAAAUAUGUUCGCGACCACUGCGGUGCCAUUACAGAAUCUGUUGUCCGCAAUUUUACUCGCCAUAUUCUUUCCGGGUUGGCUUACCUCCACAGCACAAAGACAAUCCACAGGGAUAUUAAAGGGGCUAAUUUGCUUGUUGAUGCAUCUGGAGUUGUCAAGCUUGCCGACUUUGGGAUGUCCAAACAUCUUAGCGGACAAAGAGCUGAUCUUUCUUUGAAGGGAAGUCCAUACUGGAUGGCUCCAGAGCUAAUGCAAGCAGUGAUGCAAAAAGAUAAUAGUUCUGAUCUAGCUCUAGCUGUUGACGUUUGGAGUUUGGGUUGUACCAUUAUCGAAAUGUUCACCGGUAAAGCACCAUGGAGUGAGUACGAAGGGGCUGCAGCUAUGUUUAAAGUGAUGAAGGAUACCCCUCCCAUUCCCGAAGCAUUAUCACCCGAGGGGAAGGAUUUCCUACGCCGCUGCUUCCAAAGAAACCCUGCAGAGAGACCAUCUGCAAGCAUGUUACUAGAGCAUCGAUUUGUAAAAUGCUCAUCUCACUCAGGUUCCUCAUCUUCUAAUGGGCUAAAGUCCACGGAUAUGCCCCUUAGUCCUAGAGAGCGAUCUGAAUUUAAACUGGAUCAAUUGCCAGUGCAGCAAAGCCUACGAAGUUCAAAGUCCAUUACUCCUGACUGGGAAAUUACACAACGAUCUCAUUACAAGAGCUCUGACUUAAGACUAGCCUCACGUAAUUCUCCUCGUUCUACCCUUGAGACUCUUCCUAGUUUGUCGCCUCCACGCUCGGGUCAAAAUACUCAUCACCCCAGCCCAUCUAGUAGCAUGAACAGAUCUAUCAACCAGGAGCCUAGGAAGCUCCAUAUUUUCAGAUAACAAAUGCAGAGAGGAAAACAAAGCACUGUACAUUGUUUUCGAGGUUUCUGUGAAUAAAGCAAAAGCUUCGAGCAUUGCAUUCAACGCAUGAGAAGAUGCCAUAUAACUUGUGGCCAUAGGGAGCUGAACUAAAAACUCCCUGGGCGACCUGAUCGGCUGUCAUUGAAAUUCUCCAGGCUUGGAAGCAUAUCCAGAAACAGGAUAUAUAUAUAUAUAUAUAUAUAUAUAUAUAAGCAAGUUUUUUGUGUGGAAUGUAGUUAUUGGUUUUUUUUUUUAGAGCUUCCAAAAUUGAGAAAGCUCUUUUUUCAUGUAUCCUAGAGAAGGUGACAUUUUGAGCUCCAUAAGUGCAAUGAAAUAGUUGACUUUAGAAGGCUUAAGUUAGCUAUACGUAUAUAUAUAUUGUGUGUGUGUGUUUGUAUAUGUAUAUCACUCUUCUAAUUGGCUAAUUCCCAAAUCUGAGUUGCCCUUACUCUCUGGAUCCUGCAUUUUUCUGGCAAAUUGUUAGAUUUACCAAUUGGCCCAUCUUAGUUUUAGUUUUUACUAUUUGAAGUCCAAUGCAGUAAUAGAUUGUUUAUAAUAAUGCAACUUAAAAUUACUUCGAUAGAGAUGUUCAGUUUGAUUGUGAAAUUUAAAAUAAAAAAAAUUAUAAAAAUAGAAACUUAUUUAAUACAUUCCACAGCUGAGAGAUUAUUGGGUACACUCACCCUAUGAAGAAAAAGGCAGCAAAAUGAGCAUUAGCCUUUUUAGAGCUGAUAGUAAUUAUCCCAUAUUUGACUCAAAAGUCAAAACACCUAAUCACCAUUUGUGUCGGGUUUUCCACCAUUGGAUUUGGAUGGAUACAAUGGCUGGGAUUUAUGCCCUUUUUUUCCCCUUUAAUUAAAAAUCUUUAAAGACAAAAAGAAAUCAAAAGAAUUUAAUUAGUGACAGAAACACUUUCCUUUUCAACUUUGAGCUAAUUGCAAUCACGUGAAGAAGUAAACUCACACAUCAUUUUCCUUUAUCUUCAUUGUUUUUACUUUUCCCUUUCAGUUUUGCUUUUCUUCCUCAUAGAAACCAAAAGACACUUCCAGACAAGACUUUGUUCUCAAAAACAGUUGUUUUUUUAGAAGACAAAGAAACUAAGAAGAUGGAACCACCUGCAACACAAUCCAUAGAGACUUCCACCAAGAGUUUCCAGGUUGAAGAAGAUGAACAAGACAAAGUUGUUGAUGAAUGGUUUGUUUUAUUAUUAUAAUGUUGUUUUACAAUCUGAUUAUACUUGUUUGAUUCUCUUUUUUCUGCUAUUUUUCUGGGUUUUCUUUUUUUUUUUUUGCAGUUGUUCUUGCUGCUACGACUGCACUGGGAGCAUAUUUGAUUACUUAUGUUGCUGCGAUCUUUGUUAGAAUAUAAAUAUAUAUAAAUUAGAAAGUAUGGGAUAAUCAAAGGAUCUAAGUUGAUGUUUCAAAAGAGUAGCAGGAAUCUAUAAAACUUCUAUUUGAUUGUUUUGUUUCUUCACUGCGUUUAAAAAAGUAAAUUCAAUUGUUUUAUAAA